Eimeria acervulina is the source of this 8322-nucleotide messenger RNA. RefSeq names its product amine oxidase, flavin-containing domain-containing protein, putative. Lineage: Eukaryota; Apicomplexa; Conoidasida; Eucoccidiorida; Eimeriidae. Gene Ontology annotation, molecular function: oxidoreductase activity. The coding region runs from base 1 to 8322 and encodes 2773 amino acids. The transcript has 9 exons. The record is from RefSeq and is a predicted model, not a curated record.
AUGCUGGCUCACGAGGGAGGGCUUGCUGCCCCCGAAGAGAAAUCCAACACCCAUUCAAGUGAUCAUCAGAGCUCGGAUAAAGAGGGAGAAGGGCAACAGCAAACCCCACAACAACACAAGCUGACCACCCAUUCAAGUGAUCAUCAGAGCUCGGACAAAGAGGGGGAUGGGCAUCAACCGACCCAGGGGCAGCCGAAGCCCAACUCCCAGUCAAGUGAUCAUCACGGGUUGGACAAAGAGGGGGAUGGGCACCAGCAGAACGAACAGCAGGAGAAUCCCCAGGCAGAGCAGAAGGACUCACCCUGUCUCCCAGCAUACUGUGAGGUGUCAGAUCAAGGUACCCGCGGCCCUGAGGCUCGGCGACGACGGCGUUUAGGGUCGUCUUCUCCCGGCCCUGAGGUUCAUGCCCCUGAAUCAACGGCGAAGCGAAAGCGUACCCCAAGCCGUCGGGUGGUGGAGGCAGCUGAAUCCGCCCUGCUUCUGGAGGAGGUUAUGGCUAGCGAGGGCCUGGCAGCGCGCGCUGGCCCAAACAAUCCUCCCCAUUUCACCGCUGAUUGCCCUCAUGCAUCUUCAGAUGUUGCCCCAUUUUCUUACGGGGAGACAUACAGAGAUUCUGGUGGCUGCUUUGAUGAUAUCGUGGCGAGCGGGGCCGCCUUGAGUGGGGCCCUGCGUGAGCAGCAACAGCAGACAGUUUCAUCAGAAAUGUACAAAGCUCUAGGCCUAGAGGGAGCUGCAAAGGGUUGGGAACCACAGACAGGGAACCGGAAGACUGUCGACCGCAGAGGAGCGCAGCGGCUAAUGACAGAUUUAGCUGAAGAGGUUCCUGUCUGCCGACGCCCCCUAUUUGGGGCAGUGGAGCCCAGAGACCUUCUGGGGUUUGGCGUUCCUCUUAGAGAGGUCCUGCGCACUCAAGAGCAACAACGCAAGAAGCAGGAGAAACAGCAGCCGCACCGGGAAAGAGGAACAUUAGGGGAGGCGAAUGCGGAGCAUGAAAGGCAGCCAUGUGGUCAGGUACCAGAGCAACAGCAGCAGCAAGAAGGCGAGGCUCCGUCGUUUGUAGUUGAUGUGGCGGUGGUGGGUGCCGGGGUUGCAGGGCUGGCAGCUGCUGCUUACCUCCGGAGGUGCGGAGCGUCUGUAGUUGUAUUUGAGGGACGCCAUCGGGUAGGGGGACGCACUUUCUCUUCUGUGAUGCCGGAAAGAGUACUACCCGACGGCCGCAAAGUCGAACGUAUUGUGAUUGAUCUCGGCGCCUCUUACAUGCACUGUGUAACAGCACACCCGAAGGAGAGCGGGGGUGCGCCCGAUUGCCGUUGGCGCAGGGAACCAUCUCGAUCUGUCAGUGGCAUUGCGGCUGUGCUGCAGCCGUUAGUGGCAGAUGUGGCUGGGAAGCAGAACUGGGAGUCGACGCUGUUUGCAAGUUGGAGAGACGAGGCUUCGGGGAAAGAAAUACCUCUCCUUUCUGUAUUAAAGGUGCAUCAACUCCUUGAUAGGCUACGCGAAAGAACGGCUGCAAAGCUUUUGCACUUGCCACCGCCCCUCACAGAAACAGGGGGACCAGGGCCCCCCGCUGCAUCCCUGCCCAAUACCAUUCCCGCCGCAGAGUUUCUCUCCCCUCCCCUGGAUCAGAUACUACUUGCUGCCCUAGAGAGAAGACGAUCUGCCAGUAAGCGCAGCAAUGAGAGUGCGGGGGCCGCAGCAUCGGAGGCCGUCAAAGACCCGACCCACGGGCGUCAUUCAAGCGUUUCUGCCGAUCAGGAGGGAAUCCAGAAGCAGGAAGAGACCGACAUCCCCGUUGGUGGUUUGGAUGGCGAAGAGACGAAGGACCGCAGCAACCAGACAGCUAAUUGUGCUGCUUUGCAAACGGGCGACAGCGAGUGCGACGUGGGAGAAGAGGACAGCGCCCAUGAGCAACACGACACAACCGAUCCAUGCUGUCAGUGGGCCACAUGCUCAAAAGAGAGUGGCCUUCGCAGACAGAACAGAAACAUAUCGAACUCCCGGUUUUCGCCAUACUAUCCCUUGGGAGAGGCGUUCGUCCGCAGAGCCAUCAGGGCCUAUGGAGGAUGUCCUUUGUGCUGCACAGGGGCUUGUGGUGGAGCCUUGCGGCGGGCUGACCAGAGGCAUGGAGUUUUUGGAGACUCAGCACAGGGGAAUAGUGACAGUUGCAAAACUGAGGGUUUGUGGGGUUCGCCUGCCCCUCUUGUUCAGCCGGGAGGUUGCGCAAAGUCCUGGGGAACACCCGUUGGUGAUGUUGGAACUACCGACGGAGAGCUGACGCACUCUGGAGGGGCCUUGCAAACUGACUCGGCGGGGGAGGCGGGAGAUUCAGCCCUUUGCGGCUUGAGCCGCAGCCAAUCGCAUACAGGGGAUCUCACCACGGGUGCAAACGAUGCAAGUAAGAUGGACUCUCCUCUGCAGCAACAGCUAUCCAGGAAGGAUUUGGCGAAGAAGCAGUCUGGUGUUUGCACCAGAACCCGAGGCAACACCUCCCAUACCAGCAGCACAAGCAGUGGACAGCAACUCUUUAAGGGCAACCGCCCGAAGAAGAGCAACGCAACGGCAGGGGCGCAGGCGCAUACUCGGCUUGUCCCUCCUUUGUCUCUGCAUGACAACAGAGGCUUCCGUCGGUCUGCGUGGGAUGCCCUUCAGACUUCUUUGUGCGAAAUAUUGGCGGAGGCUGAGGCAGAUGAUGGGGUGCAGGCCGGCGGCGCAGGCAGCAGAGAAGGCAUUAAUAAGGAUUGCCGCGCUAUCAGGCCCCGUAAGCCUCCUCCUCUUACUCCUGCAGAGGCUCGCAUGCUGCUGGUUGUUUUGCAGUCUAAAUUGGGGUACGUGGGUGACCUUAGAGAGCUACCUUUGUCUGCAGUGAAAAAUUAUCCUUACGAAGUUGCUGGGGUAGAAGCAGCAGUUCGAGAGGAGCUGCUUACCCCACAGUUGGGGCCCCCGCCGGUGCCUCUAGCUGUGCCGCCAGCUCCCAGCAUGCAACGACUUCGCAUGCAGCAGGCUGCGCUAGAAACAUCCCUGCAGCAGGAACAGAAUGUGCAUGUGUAUCCUUUUUCGGCGUCCUCUGCCAAUUCUGCUGACAAACUUGUGGUGAAUGGCUGGGGGUGGUUACCUUUGUUCUUGUGUCUACAAGUUUCCCCCUUUGUCGUAACGGAAGCCACUGUACAGUCAAUAAGUGUGAAGGAUCGUCGCCGCCAUACUCUAGAGUGCGCAGACCUUACUUCUGCUGGCCCCACGGAAACGUCGCGCUCUUCCCUUGGUGAAAAGGACGGCUCUUCUGGAGACGGCGGUUGGGACACACCGGAUGAGGAUGAGGCUGGUGGAGGCGGGAGUCUUCUUGCGGAUACCCAUCCAGUACGCCUUCGGAUCGAAGUCAACCGUCGCCUCCGCCAUAGUGCCUCGCAUGGACUCCCGCAAGCGGAGAAACAAAAUGAACCGCCAACACACAUUUGGGCCCAUGCCAAGUAUUGCGUAGUGGCUGUCCCAUUGGCACAGCUUGCACAAGCACCUUUGCCGUGCACGCGAGUGCCAGCUGGUGAAGAAAAGCUCCCACCAACUCUUGGCCUCAUUGACUUUUCGCCUCCCCUGGGGAUGGACAGGCGCCGCGCUCUUGCGCGGUACAGGAUGGGGUGCCACAAUAAGGUGGUCAUCCGGUGGCACCCAGACGACGUUUUCUGGCAUGGACAGGGCCUGCAAUUGAACUGCCUUGAUCAGAAGUUUCAAUUCCUGAACCUCCACGCCUAUGGGAAACCAGGGUGCCUUCUUGCACACUGCUUCCCCCCAUUUUCCAUUGGGUAUGGGGGUCUUCACACCGACCAAGAGGUGGUAGCUGAAGUGCUGGCACUACUACAGCAAAUGUUUGGCAUCUCUGACGCCUCUUUUCCCCGACCAGUUGAUUUUGUUGUUUCACGGUGGGACGAAGACUGUUUUUCUCGAGGCUCGUAUUCCACCCCGGGGGUGAACGCGUACGAUAACGACCUCGACAUUAUGAGGGCUCCCCAUCCAGCGCAUGAUCCUCGUGUACUGUUUUGUGGAGAGCAUCUUAGCAAGGCCUAUUUUCAGUGUGUUGAUGGUGCAUUUGAUACGGGUCUGCGUGCUGGGGAGGCUGUUGCUCACGAGUGUCUGCAACUCCCGCUUCCCCCCAGAGAAGAUGGAAGAAAUUUUGCAUUGGAUUGCUUUUGCCUGCCUCCAGUGUCAGCUCCAUCUGUUCCUCAACCCCUUGACAGCGGCGAGGUUAAUCAGGCCCAGAGGGCAAAUAAUGCCAGUGGGGACGAACAACAUUUUAAUGCACCAUCGAGAACCUCUGGGGACGACUCGUGCCAGCAAAUAUCACAAGAUGUGCUGCCGCAGUGCCCGUUCUCGGGAUUUCCUAUGCCACCACUACCCCGCGUGCUGCGGGGUCAUUACUUAACAGAUCAGUCAGACUUAGGUCUAACAGACGCAGAGGGGGAAAGCUGGGCAGAUGCGGGAAGCGGUCGGCGCAACCCCCAGACCUGUGAGUCCGAGCGGAGGUCCCCACAGGUUGCGGCAGCUGAAGAGUAUUUUAUUUUUCAUUGCCUGUCCUUCAUAAGAAGGGGCAGUGAGAGGCUCCUUAAGGGGCUGGCUGAGAAGGGUGAGGACGUCCAGACUAGCGGCUCCCGCGUAGAGCAGCUUCCCGUUGACGAUGUUUUCUUCGAGGGAGAGCCGGUUUUUGAUGCGAGUACAACACGGUCAUCGGGAGAUGGGGACAACGAAGCUUCAAAGGGUGCGCCUCCUCCGGUGCCGCCAGUACAGAUUUUAUCAGGGGCCGCACUCAGCUUCUUACAGCGCCUGCCUACGGCUGCUCAGCGCCUUUUUUACAGGACUUUUCUUGCGGAAUUCCCCUUGUCAAGUGGUGCCGCACAGCGGGAACCAAAGGGAAAGCACACCUCGCCAGAGCAGGAGCCGCAGGAUAGCAAGCAUGAAGGGCCAGACGACCAAGAACAGCUUCAAUUUCCUCUUCUAUCUGACUUCCUUGACGCCCUCCUCCUCACCACGAGCAGCACUGGCAGUAAUGAGCAUAGCCAAGAUGCUACUCCCAACGAGACGGUACUCUUGUUGUCCCAGACGUUUGCUCGCCGUCUCAAGCGUGGGUAUGGCGGCAAGGCCUUAGACAUGGAGGCUUUCUUGUUGUUUUUGGCGAAGAAGAACAGCCUGAUCCGAGAUGUAGUGCUCAGCCCUAUACGCGCCCUGGCGCAUGCAUUCCCGCGAAGCAGUGAAGGAGGAGGACCGCUGAGCAAGACUGAAAUCUCGGAGAUGUCUUCGGCACCAUCAGCAUCAUUGGAGCGAUUCGUAAAGGAAUUAAUGCUGCCCGCUCUCCCGGCGCAUGCACGAAACACAAGGCCUCCUCGAAUGGCGGCUGUCUCGGUGGGCGUGUUGCUGAUGGAGAGCCUUGAGAGGCUUUGUGCUGCAAUCCCACCAGCCAGCAAAGAGCAACUGAAAAAGAGAGCCACCGUCGUAGAAGAUUUGGUGCUGAAGAAUCUCGCAAACAGCCAGUUUGUUUCAGCCAUUGGCAGCAGCGGGAUGACUGGCGAAGGGCCACGAAGAGCAGAGGGAGCCGAGCCAUCGGAUACCUUGCAGCAUGAGCAAUUAUGCUGGCUUUGCCGAGGCGAAGGGGAUUUGUUGCUGUGCGAUGGUCUGCCACCAGUUGCUACAUCUUCAGGCGCAACUGUUGGAAGCGACUCCUCCGACUUGAGCCCCUCAGCAGCUGCUCCAAGGCCGUGUCGCCAUGUGUUCCACAUUGGGUGUGCAUUUCCCCCACCGACCCCAGCAGAACUACAGCCAAAUGCCCACUGGAGCUGUCCACUGUGUAAAGCAAAGGCUUUCAGAGAAUGCCAGAAAAGUCAGCACUGUGGAUCAGACCGGCGCCAACAAGAUGGAGAAAACGCGCAGGAGCAGCGUCGUCUGCAAAAUGGCAAUGGACAACAGGAACCCGCAGAGCAGUCAGCGGGCAGUGCUGGUGUGAACGGCGUUGACGGGCUCACGAAGAAUAGAGAAUUUGGCGGGGAUAUGCUGCAUUACAUCGUGGAGUCGGUGGAGCGCCUAGCAGAGCAAGGAACCGAGGAGAGGACUGCGCGCCAGGCCCAACGACAGCUGGCAGCGUGUGAAGAUUUGCAGAUGGCUGCACUAAAGCGGCUGUUCGUUGACAAAGCUCGAAGCCUUCUUGCUCGGACUAGGCAACUGUGCAGGCGAUUGGAAGACCUGCAAACUAUGAGGACGAAGUCUUGGGCGGCAGCGAACCGCAGAAAGCUGCGCAUGCGCUCGAGAGCUGCCUGCCGUGAACAUCUGAACCAGGAGGCUUCAGAAUCUAUGGAGCACUCAGAUGUGAGAGUACAGAACCUUUCCAAACACAAGCAAGUGCCACCUGCGGCCAGGCGUGCAAUUCAUUCAUGCUCACCCUCAAAAAGCAGAGGGUCUUCGGGGCAGGGAACGCAGGCGAAUAGGGACGGGGGCACUGCCGAUGCCACCGGGCAGCGUGACAGCCACGCAUCAACAACUGGCACCUCUGCAACAGGCAGAGAAGGACAGCCUUCUCAGUCUGGAGGGGACGAGGAGCUCACUCGCCGCACGCGCGCCUCUGCAGUUGCUGAAAAGCCUGCAGGUCAUGAUGCAGCUACAGGAAUCACCGAAGCUGAUUCAGAUCGCGCGCCGACGGCCAUGCCAGCCUCGGAGCAAAUGCAAGCUGACCGCGCUGAUUCGGGGGAGAAAGACGAAGAUGAGCCUUCAUCGGGGGAAGAAGCAGAUCGUUCUAUGGAUCCUUUUGCUGUUGCUGCGCAGACACCCAGAUUUGCCAAAGCCCUGAGCUUGCUGUCUCACGUCCAAGCAACGGAUGACUCCGCCUUGCCCCUGAGCGUCUCAGUGUUGCAGCACUUGCAUCAUUCUGCACGUGGCUGCUGUUGUAACCGAAAGAGUGAGCUUUCCCGUGAAGAAGCGCGACAGGGCGACGGAGGCUGCUGCAGCGCGGACAGAAAAGGCUUGUGCAGCUGCAAAGCUGAAGCUGCAUUAAAGGACGGCCACUGCCUAUGUGUACGAUCGGCUCGCAUGGAUGCAGUGGCUGCUCUUAGAGGUCUUCUGGUGUUUGGGAAGCACAAACGUACGGCUGCAGCCCGGCGGAGACGCCGUUUUAGCUGUCUGGCACCUCACGUUAGCUCGACACAAGCAGAAAUAGAGGCCCUCUAUCAAGGUGAACCGGCGUGGAUGAGUCGGCUUGUAAGACCCUCGAGGAGGCGGCGGCCUCAACAACUCCGCACAGCAUCUAGAGACGUAGUGGAUGCAAAGGCUUCCAGCAUGCAGCAUUCUCGUCAGCAAGCUUCGCUGCACGCGGCGAGGCUUCAGGCUCAUCAGAGCUACAGGCAACCGAAUACGAGUCCACGCCAAGAGAAUGCUGCCGACGCGCAGCAGCGUAUUGCUGAAGCUCUCCAUCAUAAAGAAGCGGGGGCACCAAGCACCGCAGCAGCAUCUGCACUUGAGGAGUCCCAGGGGCCCCUUGGUGCGCAGCUGCCUUCUCCCAUUUCGGCGCAGUAUUUUGCUCCUCCAGUCUCGUCUGCUGCGUCGCAAGGGAGGCAACCGGCGGCAAGCGCCGCUGCCCUUCGCUCACUCUGGCAACUACUACAGGCCCUACGGGAGCAACAGCAACAGCAGCAGCAGCGGCAGCAGGAAUACUGGCAAACCGGAAGAGUCAGUGGCAUUCCAACGCCUCAACCGCUUUUGCAGCACCAGUUGCAACAGCAGCUACAGCUGCAACAGCAACUGCAGUUGCAGCAGCAACUGCAACUUCGCCUACAACAGCAACUGCAAGAGCAGCUCCAGCAACAGGUGCAACAGCAGCUGCUGCACCAGGAGCGAUCUGCACCAGCGUUGCGAUCUUCACAGGGGAGAUGGCCGCCACCAGCAGUCAGCGGUGGUGAAGGAAAUCCUGGAUUAGUGGAGCAGCGUGCGCUACUUCGUACUACCCAACCACAGGCUACAUCCGUUCCUCAAGCUGUUGCAACUCCAGGAAUAGAACAGCAACUGGAGCGCCAGCUGCAGGAGCUGCUAAGACGGCAGCGAUUCCAGGCUUCUUUAAGGGGCUUGCAACAGCCGUCGGGAGGAGUGCCGCCAAUUCAGCAGCCAGCAAGCAGUAGCCAACCGCAAGGACCGCUGCAACAGCAACUUCUGCCGGACAGAGUGCAACAAGCGCAGCAGGGUGAGUCCGAGCAGCAACGCUUGAGGGAACGUUUGCUCCGUUUACAGCAGUUACAAAGGCAACUUCUUCUUCUGCAAGGACGGCAGCGAACUGAUUCUUCUGGUGAAGGCCAGGCAUGA